AUGCUUCAGCAUGCCAGGGCAGAGCUCAGGAGAGACCCAAAACAAGCAGGAGGGGAAGCAGCCCCGUUCAGUCCAAUUUCAGCCAGGGAGACUAAAAACCAACUCAAUACAGUGCAGGCAGCAGCUGAAGGAGCAAGACCCAGCAAAUGGACUAAACAAGGUUGUGGAGUAACUAAUAGACCUCAAAUUGAUGGCAAGAUCUUGAGGCUCCUGCAGGAGCUCCACAAGGAGGAGGAAAUGCUGCUGUGGGUGAAGGUGGCUCUGUAGGACCAGCUUAAUUGACUCAAGGUUGAAGAACUGGCGCUUCAGUCAAUUAUUAGCUCCAGAGAGGGGGAUGGAAUGACCCAUUCUUCUCCUUUAAUGGAGGAACCAGAAAAUAUCUUGAUGCAGGUAGACAAUGAAUCUUCCAUCCAUCAAACUGAAUUACAGCUAAGCACAAGAAACCAUGCUCAAGAAGAAGAAGAGGAGCAGGAAGAAGAGGAAGAAUCAGAUUCCUAA
Messenger RNA from Gracilinanus agilis (Agile Gracile Mouse Opossum), 498 nucleotides. RefSeq names its product snRNA-activating protein complex subunit 5-like. The record is from RefSeq and is a predicted model, not a curated record. Lineage: Eukaryota; Metazoa; Chordata; Mammalia; Didelphimorphia; Didelphidae. The transcript has 2 exons. Gene Ontology annotation, cellular component: nucleus. Gene Ontology annotation, biological process: transcription by RNA polymerase II; transcription initiation at RNA polymerase III promoter.